UUUGGUUGGGCUUAAUUCAUCUGUUUUGUGUUGUAAUGUUGGAAAAAGAGAUAAGAGGAAUAGGCGAUCAAAGGAAACCGAGAUACUUAGAGAGAAUGGGCAAGAUUAUGGGGAGCUGGUCUCCUGCAUUUUGGUAUGUUUUGGUGCUGAGUUUUGCUUUGGUAGUAGGACCAGGAGCACAGGGCUGGAGCAAAGAGGGGCAUAUCAUGACAUGUCGGAUAGCGCAGGAACUUCUAGGGUCUGAAGCAGCAGAGGUUGUUCGAAAUUUGUUACCCCAUUAUGUGAAUGGCGAUUUAUCUGCCCUUUGUAUAUGGCCUGACCAAGUUCGACACUGGUACAAGUACCGGUGGACAAGCCCUCUUCACUUCAUUGACACACCAGACAAUGACUGCACGUUCGACUAUGAAAGGGACUGUCAUGAUCCGCAUGGCAUGGAGGACAUGUGUGUCGCAGGUGCCAUUCAGAAUUUUACAUCUCAACUUAUAAACUACAGAGAAGGAAGUGCUGAUCGUCGAUAUAAUAUGACCGAGGCCUUGUUAUUCUUGUCACACUUCAUGGGAGAUAUCCAUCAGCCGAUGCAUGUUGGAUUUACCAGUGAUGAAGGGGGAAACACCAUUAAUCUACGCUGGUUUAGGCGCAAGUCCAAUCUGCAUCAUGUUUGGGAUAGGGACAUUAUUACAACAACUAUGUCAGAUUAUUAUGAGAAGGACAUGGAAGUCCUUUUGGAAAACAUAGAGACAAACUACACCGAUGGAAUAUGGUCUUCUGAUGUUACAUCAUGGGAGCAUUGUGAUGAUAUUCUUUCAUGUGUAACCAAGUGGGCUCUAGAGAGCAUAAACAUAGCUUGCAAAUGGGGUUACAAAGGAGUCGAGCCCGGUACCACUCUGUCGGAUGAUUACUUUGACUCAAGGAUGCCAAUUGUUAUGAAACGAAUUGCACAGGGAGGAGUUCGAUUGGCUAUGAUUUUGAACCGAGUUUUUGGUGACUCUAAAGAAGGAUUUGCAACACCAACUUAAAGCAUGCAUGCAUGCAACCCGCAAUGUCUUUCAAUGUUCAAUAUUACAUAUUGAUCUUCAUUUUAUCCAAUUAUACCUACAGAAUUAGUUUGACUCCAUUUCUCCAUAAUUUUCAUUACUUGUAUUUAAUGAUAAUCCCUUACAAUGUUAGUCAUUGGCGACUCAUUUUUAAUUAAUUAUUAUAGAUAAUUGCGUA
Molecule: messenger RNA, 1212 nt
Organism: Carya illinoinensis
Lineage: Eukaryota; Viridiplantae; Streptophyta; Magnoliopsida; Fagales; Juglandaceae
Product: endonuclease 1
Exons: 9
Coding region: 36-1016 (326 amino acids)
Biological process (GO): DNA catabolic process
Molecular function (GO): endonuclease activity; nucleic acid binding
Source: RefSeq, a predicted model, not a curated record